Molecule: messenger RNA, 1200 nt
Organism: Trichosporon asahii var. asahii CBS 2479
Lineage: Eukaryota; Fungi; Basidiomycota; Tremellomycetes; Trichosporonales; Trichosporonaceae
Exons: 6
Coding region: 1-1200 (399 amino acids)
Source: RefSeq, a predicted model, not a curated record
AUGGCCGAGGCUGUCAUCAGCGACGACUCGAGAGACAGCACCGACCAGCCGCCUCCUCUUUCACGUUUCACCGGCCUCGCUCACGUGAAUGCCCUUACGGGAAGAGUCCUCUCAGGUUGGCGCUCCGUAUACCACACCGACGGCAGCAAGGGCAUGGUAGCCUGGGACAGCCACGCCUUGCGCAUCACAUGCGAUGAUGUUCCUACAACGAUGACUGAGCUUGAGAUGGGCGAGAGGAUUAUCCUCUCGUUGAAGAAGUACGGCAUCAUUGUCUCCUUCACAUUGAACCUCUACGUUCACACGAGCAACACCACUUACGAGCGUUUCUAUGGUGACGUUUCUGAGAGGAGGUUUGCACCCGCGGACGGUCAAGCUACUGGCAUACGUCAGCUUCGCCAACCCUGUCCACGCUCGGCGCUGCAUGAACAUCACGAGCGCCGGGUGUUUCAUCCGGUCAAAAAACGCAACGCCGAGGGCAAACCUAUUCUCGUCAAACCGUACUUUCUUACAUCAUGGCUUUUUCUUCUCCCACGUCGUGGUUGGGCGGGAGAGAGGAUGUAUGGCUCCAAGGAGGCGAUCAAGCUGUGGAACAAAGCGAGGAGGUGCACCAAGGCUAGCCUGGACAUCACGAUACCUGCCGCUGAACGUCCCAAUCUCAACUCACUCGACACGCUACCAGAAGAAGCUUGGGUCGCUUUUCAAGGUGUGCGAGACGUCCCGCCUGAGAUGCCAGGCCAGGGUUAUAUCUUUCCCGUCAACUACAGGGACUUUUCGCCGCGCAUGCCCAUGGUUGACUGCCACUCUGAAGUCCGCCCGAUCGCACCUAGCCUUCUCCCGCCUAAGCCGGACUUCAGUCCCAUCCCACAAGACGCCGACGAGGACCUCGCCCAAGGAAUGAUAAUCGAUCUUCCCCACCACGAGGAGCUUUCUCAGGAGUCAGUCUCAAAGCGCAAGAGGAGUCCCGAGGCCGACCGUGAAGCGUGCACGGGUGGCGUAGCUGUCGGUUCUUGCGUCUACCAGCAACGACCUACGCUGUCGAACAAGGCUCCCUACACCCACUCUCAGAAACAGGCUUCCUGCCUCUUCUCCCACGAGUCGCCCCAUGCCGCACCGCUCGUGCCCUCAAUUCAAUCGCUCUCCGCCUCCUCAUCCCCGCCACCUCCGGUCUCCGCUCCCGCAGCAAGACACAACUCUUACUAA